Messenger RNA from Dichomitus squalens LYAD-421 SS1, 594 nucleotides. RefSeq lists its product as uncharacterized. NCBI's taxonomy places the organism in Eukaryota, Fungi, Basidiomycota, Agaricomycetes, Polyporales, Polyporaceae. The record is from RefSeq and is a predicted model, not a curated record. Bases 1 to 594 code for a protein of 197 amino acids. The transcript has 2 exons.
AUGUGUGCACCUGACGGACGACGGGAGAGAAGAAGCCGCAUACUCAGAGCGGAUCUCACGCCAGGAUUUACCCAGGCUGAGCAGGCUCCCACCCCAACAGACGUGGAUGUAGCGAUCACCAGUUUUUCUGACUUGUCACUCAACCUCCAUGAUUUCCUUAUAUUCGAUGUCACACCGGACGGCUACCUCCAGCUCGAAAGGGAAAGAGCCGCUGGGGCUGCUCCUAUACGUCUGAAGGCGGUUCUCCAGAUGGAACACAGAGUGAACGUGUUGCCGAAGUGCGGACGAGACCCGUUGGUCUGCAUUCAGCAUAUAUUUUUGGAGACACGCAGGGAAAAUCCGUUCGAAGCGGAGCUCUAUACGCCAGGUCCUUCGCUUGCCGAUGAAGAUCCUGUAAUUGCGCUUGUUGUUUCUGCAGACGGGAGGUGGUUCCCCAGUAGAGCGAGCAAUAGCACCGUCACCGCCUGGGAUACCAAAAACCACCUAGUCUCCUGGAAUUGGGCUGCGGAUGAGCCGUCGGUCGACGGCCUCGCAAUCUCCCUCGGCGGCGGGUACAUCCUUUCCGUUGUCCGUGACCCUAGUGCCGAAGUGUAG